UUUUAGAAGCUCAGCGUGGAUUUUGGGCUAGUGUGGAAUUGGAGGUGAUUCCUUGUGAACGCUCUUUGAGGGUUUGUCACCUCUUACGUAUGUGGGUUUCUUUUUACAGCUGAUCUAGCAGCUGGGUGUCGCUUUUCUUCUUCUGGGGUUGAGAGGUCGCGCUGCUGUGAUUGUAGCUAAGGAGUCAGCUCUUUGGGAUGUGGAUUUCUUCGUUGUGUGCUUGGGGCUUCAAUCGCCCGCGCGCGAUCGAGUGGAUAGAGAGAUUGCACUGAUUUCAGGGUCGAGCGGCUGAAUUCGUGACCCCGAGGUUGGGAGUCAUUGUUCUGCGGUCAAGCUUUGAAGGAAGGAAGGGCGCAAUGGGCGCCAUGGCGUCCCCCCGCGGCGGCAGUGAUGGUCCAUUACCACUUCAAAUGUCGAAUCCCUCGCAGCAAGCCUACAUUUCUGAGCUUCUUUCGUUCAACUUGGAGCGGCUUCACAAGGAGCCAGAGCUUUUGAGAGUAGAUGGGGAACGAAUUCGACGACAGAUGCAAGAAGUUGCAGUCGGGCAUUAUAGAGCUUUUAUCGCCGCUGCUGAUGCGGUCCAGAAUAUAACGCAUGAAAUCACAGCCGUGGACGAGCAUUUGAAGACUUUAAUUGCAGAAAUUCCGAAUCUCGUCACCGGCUGCAAUGACUUCAUGGACGAUGCACAGCAGAUUUUAGAGAAACGACAGUUGAAUCGAACUCUGCUCGCUAAUCAUAGUUCGCUUCUGGAUUUGCUGGAGAUACCGCAGCUUAUGGACACAUGUGUGCGAAAUGGGAAUUAUGACGAAGCUCUUGAUCUGGAAGCUUUUGUCACAAAGUUGGCAACAAUGCAUUCAAGGCUUCCCGUGAUUCAAUCGUUAGAGGCAGAUGUGAAGCAAACAACCCAGGCAUUGCUUGCUCAGCUCUUGCAACGACUAAAGUCAAAUAUCCCGUUGCCAGAGUGUUUGAGAGUGAUUGGUUAUUUGCGGCGAUUGGCCGUGUUUAAUGAGCAUGAAAUUCGCCUCCAGUUUCUUAGGUGCAGAGAAGCAUGGUUGGUGGGUAUAAUCGAUGACCUUGACCGAAGUAAUCCAUACGAGUAUUUGAAGAGAAUGGCGGACUGCCAUCGCGUGCACUUGUUUGAUGUAGUCAUGCAGUACCGCGCUAUAUUUUCUGACGAUACCUCUGGUCAUGAGGAAAAUACUGAUGGAGGGCUUCUAUACAGCUGGGCCAUGCAUCGUAUAUCGUCACAUCUCAACGUGCUUCGUGAAGUAUUACCUCAAAUUACCGAAGGUCCGAAUUUGGCCAUCAUAUUGGAUCAGUGCAUGUAUUGUGGAAUGAGCCUUGGACGCGUUGGACUGGACUUCAGAGGCCUACUUCCUCCUCUUUUCGAGAGCUCAGUGCACGACUUAUUUGUGCGCAAUAUGUCUGUUACAGUUGACAAUUUCCAGCAUGUCCUCGAUUCUCAUCGUUGGGUACCCCUCCCACCUGUGACGCUUGGAAGAGGAACUAGCAGUCUCGACCACGCUUCGGAUGACGUGGCUCCUCCUUACUCAUUAAUGGAGCAUCCUCCACUGGCUGCUUUAGUCAAUGGGGUGUUAGCUGCGCUGAAUGAAUUGAGACAUUGUGCUCCUAUCAACUUGAAGGCCACUUUAGCCUUCGAGCUUCAAUGUGCUCUACAGAGUGUGGCUAACUCUCUCCUUCGUUACAAUUCAACACGUAUUGUGAAGGACAAUGAGAAGUCUCUAUUUUUGGCCAUGUGCCGAGCUUUUAUAGAGGUGGUUUGCCCAUAUUGUGCUCUCUGCUUUGGUAAGUGCUACUCAGGGGGCUCUACACUCAUACAAACUAGCGAAAUUUUGGAAGGUGUACGAAAGCUAGUGUCCACACAAACUUCUUACUCAAAGGAUAUCAGGAAUGGAAAUCGAACAAGUUCAUUGGAUCACAUUGUUUUGCGACAUAAACCAACACCUUUAGGGGUGACGAGCGACGUUGCCAAAGAAAGUGGUGAAGAUACAAAUGGUAAUGGUAAUGGUACUGAAAAUGGAGGCCAAGGUACUUUAUUGGAAGAUAGUGUCCAAGAUCAUUCUGCAGGCGUUGAUGAGCCACAAGAGCCAGAGAUAUCUGAUCCAAAUUUGAGCACUGGUAAUCAAGUACCAGAAUCAUCCUAGCAUGUCAAUCUUUCUCAAUAUUCUUAUUAGUUGUAACCAUCGAGCCUAUGUGUAUCAUGGAUCAUUCAUGUACCUUCCUCAACAUUCUUGCUGGGGGAUAUUUAGUAUUUGUAAUAAAUUUCUUUUUUAAUUCUUA
Physcomitrium patens is the source of this 2301-nucleotide messenger RNA. RefSeq names its product conserved oligomeric Golgi complex subunit 8. Gene Ontology annotation, cellular component: COG complex. Gene Ontology annotation, biological process: intra-Golgi vesicle-mediated transport. NCBI's taxonomy places the organism in Eukaryota, Viridiplantae, Streptophyta, Bryopsida, Funariales, Funariaceae. The record is from RefSeq and is a predicted model, not a curated record.